AUCGUAUAGUUUUUGAUUAAAUGAUCAAAAGUUAAUUUAAUAUAUAUUUUCAUUAAAAAUCAAGUGAAUUGAAUACUAAAUCAACGCUCAAUGAUAUGAAUAACACUUUUCACUUCACUUACACUAAACAAAAGAUCGGAAGACAGAGAAGAUGUCAAAACUUUUAGUCAACCUAUUUAUGCUUAAAACUCGUCUCGUUGUGAACGCAUACACCGUAACGACACUUCCCUUAUAUUAUGUGAUACAAAAGCCGUGGCGAACGGUCGCCGCCGCCAACAAAGUCCGCACCAAAAACUAUGAGACAAUCAAUGGGGAAGUGGUGUGGAGUCGAUCGCAUCCGUUGCCCGACCAUACGUUCCUUCAGUACAACUCUUAUGCGGAAGUGUUAAAGAAUCUAAAGAAUAAUUAUGCCUCGAAUCGGCCGAUGUUAGGCAAGAGGGAUGUUAUCCGAGAGACUGUUGAGAAAGAUAUCAAUGAGUGGUAUUAUAGCGGUUUCCUAAUCAGUUUAAACCACAGUUUUUCCCUCUGUUUCACUAGUAAACCCGCCUGUUUUCUUCACGAAGUGCCGAAUUUAAAGUCAAUUGUUUACAUAAAAAAUACUAAAGACCAAACAUUGAGUGAUAGUUUUCCCGACAAUCUUUCGGUCAAAUCAUUAGAACAGUUAGAAGAGUGCGGAACCAAUGACAAGAGGGAACUCGAAUAUGAUUUGCCAAAAGAUACCAAAGAAACGGCGGUUAUUAUGUAUACAUCGGGAACCACUGGCAAUCCGAAGGCCGUUUGUAUAUCACAUAAGUCACUGAUGGCGAGUCUUAAAGUACUUCUUAGCAACACUACCGAUGAUAUGUCCGACGGAGUUGAUAAUCAUAGUUAUAUGUCUUAUCUGCCAUUGGCUCACAUUUUGGGCUUUACUUUUGAAAUGUUUCUACUUUUUGGUGGCGUCAGAAUCGGAUACAGUUCGCCAUUUACACUGACCGACACAUCGCCCGGUCUGGCCAAAGGACAGUUAGGGGACGCCAGACUUCUUCAGCCGACAUCGAUGACAGCGGUUCCUCUAGUGUUGGAUCGCAUUUUGAAAGAAAUAUAUGAGAAACUCAACUCCAGAUCUCCCAUAUUAAGUUAA
Messenger RNA from Medioppia subpectinata, 1120 nucleotides. Lineage: Eukaryota; Metazoa; Arthropoda; Arachnida; Sarcoptiformes; Oppiidae. The record is from the annotation of a GenBank genome assembly.